AUGGUAUGGAAAAGAAUGCACGUAUUAGAAAGUAGAUUCGAACGGCAAUCAGAAAUAAAACAAGACUAUGUGAAUUUUAUGGAACAGUAUAAGUUACUUGGUCACAUGUCGCUGAUCCAGGAUAUUGAACCCAUAAACGCAGGGAAUAUUUAUUAUUUGCCGCAUCAUUCGGUUAUAAAAAGUAACGCGUUAACAAGCAAAUUAAUAGUGGUCUUUGACGCGUCAGCUCGUUCGGAAUUAGGAACAUCCUUAAAUCACAAGCUAUUAAUAGGAUCUGUCUUACAGGACAUGUUAUUUGAAUUGCUGUUGAAAUUCAGACUCCAUCAAUAUGUUAUAACAGGGGACUUAGAAAUGAUGUAUGGACAGAUUCUAGUAAGAGAUCAAGAUAGGGACUUGCAGAGAAUAUUAUAG
This is a messenger RNA of Wasmannia auropunctata (little fire ant), 411 nucleotides long. RefSeq lists its product as uncharacterized. NCBI's taxonomy places the organism in Eukaryota, Metazoa, Arthropoda, Insecta, Hymenoptera, Formicidae. The record is from RefSeq and is a predicted model, not a curated record. The transcript has a single exon. The coding region runs from base 1 to 411 and encodes 136 amino acids.